AGUCGGGCUUUGGCGUCCGUCGGGAACGGGGUUGUUCAACUGCUGCCCAAAUUGUCGAAAGAAUUCCAUACGCGGACGAUUCGUGAUGUAAACCAAACGGUUUUCAGUGAUUGUUUAAUAUAAGUGCUGAGUGUAUAUUGGAAGUGUAUGUUUUAUUGAAAGUGAUUGUGACGUAUGUGCUCACUGGAUUUGCUGUUCAUAAAGAAUCGAAUGCCGGGUCCUUAACGGGAGUGGGUGCUAGUGAUGUGUAAAGUGCGUAUCGAUAAAAUUUGGAGGUAAUGAUGCGCCUACCGACAAUGUUGUCACAGGCGCGCUUCAUUUCCUUCGUACUGCUCAGUAUACUGCUGCAGUACUGCGUGAAGAGUCAACAAGAGAUCCUCAUUGAGGAAUCAGCCGCGAUAGAGUCCCUCCACGCGCCGACGGGGGGAAAUGUAGAGCUGCCCUGUGAUGUCACGCCCACCCUCCCCGACGACAUGAUGGGCUUGGUCAUCUGGUACAAGCAGGGACACAAAACCCCUAUAUACUCAUUCGAUACAAGAGAAGGAGUGACUUCGCAUUGGUCGGAUCCUACCACCUUAGGAGUGAGAGCAACCUUCAGAAGCAACUCUCGUCCAGCAGUCCUUAUUCUUAGUAAAUUAAGACCAGAAGACAGCGGUCAAUAUAGAUGCAGAGUGGACUUCAUUAAAUCACCAACGAAAAAUACAAGACUAAACCUAACUGUUCUAAUUCCACCAGAGCGACUUAUAGUUCUGAACCAUGAAGGGAACGAGGUAAACGGAGGAGUUGUCGGACCUUAUGACGAGGGAACAGAGGUCAAUCUCACUUGUAUAGCCGUUGGAGGUCGACCGAUUGCACGAGUCUCGUGGUGGAAAGCGCACGCACUCCUCGCGAACUCCGAAGCGAGAGCUACUGUCUCCUUCAGGGUUCAAAGGUCGGACUACGGCACCGACGUCAUGUGUCAGGCAGUAACUGAUCCCCUAAUAUCACCCGUCUCGGAGAAUAUAUCAAUAGACGUGAAUCUGCGCCCGCUGUGGGUUCGUCUGCAGGGUGGAAAAAGGCCUUUAGUCGCAGGUCAGAGCACAGAACUGGUAUGCCAAGCCGUUGGAGCCAGACCGAAGCCCACAAUAUCAUGGUGGAGGGGCGGAACAAGACUGAAGACUGUACGAGAAACGACUUCAACUGAUGGCAACGUGACCAGCAGUGUCUUGACCUUCGUGCCCUCGAUAGAAGAUGCCGGUAGGGUUCUGUCCUGCAGAGCGAUCCAGCCCACUUUACCCCAUUCGACUCAUGAAGAUGGUUGGAAAAUGGAGAUACAGCAUCUUCCUGUUGUGAAGCUAGAAUUGGGUGCCAACUUGGACGCCAGUAAAGUAGUGGAAGGCUCCGAUAUAUAUCUGGAUUGUAGAGUGCGAGCGAACCCCUGGCACAACCACGUCUAUUUCACACAUAACGGUGUGAUAGUAAAAUCCGGGCCAGGCGUCCUCCUGGCCAAUCAGAGUCUGGUGCUGCAGAAGGUAUCCAGAAAAGCGGCUGGUUCUUACGUUUGCUCGGCCAGGAACAGCCUCGGCGACGGGUCCAGUGAACCCCUAACAUUGGACGUCAAGUUUUCCCCAACGUGUAGAUCAAACCAGCCUUUAGUGCUAAGAGCCGCUAGGGGCGAGGUGGUAGAAAUUGAAUGCGACUUAGACGCCAAUCCCCAGGAUUCCAUAAGGUACCACUGGUGGUUCAACAGUUCUGCUCACAGCAAACACGAGCUCUCCACCACAGCCAUGACGACAGCUCAGAACCUGCCUGGAACGUAUCUCUACAUGGUGAACACGUCUUCGGACUACGGCUGGGUUCAAUGCUCAGGAUCUAACAUGGUGGGAGGACAGGCGAAGCCAUGUCUAUUCCACAUACUUCCAGCUGACAAACCAUCGGCACCUAAAGCAUGCGAAAUCACGAAUGUAACAUACGACUCUUUGACACUGAACUGCACGCCGGGACACGACGGCGGCCUUCGACAAUACUUUCUGUUACAAAUAUUCGACAUGGCAACCGGCUUACUGCUCCGCAAUAUGACGGGGGAAGAACCAGAAUUCGAAGUGUCGGGGUUGCCAGCCGGCAACGCUUUAGGAGUUGCCAUAAAAGCGUUUAAUCGAAAAGGAUCUAGCGAGCCAUUGUCGUUGAGUUCGAACUUACUGAAGUACCCACAAAGACAUACGGCACAAGUACCAGUUAAAGUUGAACUUACCACAGUAUUGAUAAUAGUAUUAGCGGCGGUAGGUCUGAUCGCUGCGAUGACGGCUUUGUCAGCCGCGGUGUUCUGCUGCCGAUACUGUCAGAAGAAGGAAGGUAAAAGUGAGAAAGACAAGCGGCAACAGGACGAGACCUUGAAUAUACCACUAACCAGCACCAAGGAAUCUGAAAGCGUUGAUAGUAUAGACAAAAAUCCAGAUAUAAUACCACUGGAUGGAAAAAUUAGUGACAGCUGUUCAAAUAAAUCCUCCACCACUGACUACAGCUCUAUAAGGCCUCUCAUUUCGAAAACGCCAGACAAAUACGAUCUUCAAACGAACUGCGACAGAUUCUACGACCACAAUCUGGACCAAUGCAACCAGUACAUACAAGUUCGCCCAAUCGAUUAUAGACGGCCCACGUAUGCACCAACUUUGGCUCCAAUGCCGAAUUUGGGGCCAAGCAUACAGAGUCUGGGGCCGAUGAGCAGUCUACAUUUAUCGAAUGUUGGACCAAACGAUUGUCAUAGACAGUACGAUAAGGUUUACGAAGAUUGGUUGAAAUAUAAGAAUGCUUUGCCGCUGAAUACUACUGGCCUGUUACCAGCUGAACAGCUAAUGCCUCCCGAACUAUACGCGACCCCCCCUCCAACGAUAUACAGUAACAGCAGCAGGAAUCCCCUCAAUCUGACGCAGAUGCCGAAUUUGGAGCCGAGAUACCACUUGGAGCCAAGGUCCCUGAUGACCCAGGACUCCAGGAGCUGUUCCAACUCGCCCCCGGUUAGAUUUAACACGGACAACACCGUUUAUUAUAGCAAAGGCGUGGACCGAACCAAUACGUUACCACAUUUGAAAAGUAGGAUAAAUGUAAAUUCUCCGGUACAGACGCCGUGUGAUAACAAGACUAGCUCAACAAAAUCACCAGAAACAAAUUUAGAGCAUUUAAAAUUAACAACGAAAGACUGAAGCGAAGAAAAACUAAUUUGGCAAUAUAGUGAAUAUAAGACUUGACGGAAGUGAACAAUAUAAACGAGUUGACACAUACGUUUAGUGCAAAAUGAAAAUGAGUUGACACUAUGCGCUUAGUGCAAAAUGAAAAUGAGUUGACACUAUGCGUUUAGUGCACAAUGAAAACGAGAUUAUUAAAUAGUGUUAUUGUGUUAUUAAGUGAAAAAUUGACAAUGCGCAAAACAAUGCAAAUGAGUUUUAAGUGUGCUAGUGAUUUAAUGAGAACAAUUGAACUGAGUUUAAAUUAUAUGAAACGAGUGUUCAUGAAUGUACUUACUGUGGUGUCGUGAUCGUAAAUUUGAGUUUUUUUUAUUUUAUAAAACGCUUUUUUUAGUGAUUUUUUUAAUUGUUUCACAAAAAAAAAAGUAACAAACAAGAAUUUGUUUCCUAAAGAAUAACAAUUAUUUUUAAUUUAACAAUAACAUAAAUUAUUUUGUAUAAUUAAUAAUGAAUAUAAUUUAACUAUUUAGUUUAUAGUUUAUAAUUGAAACAGAUGGCGUCCAUUUAUUUUUUUAUUGCGCUGCGUAAUUAAAAAAGUUUCAGUUUUCUCUCUUCAAAAGGCCUAAUAGUAUAGAAGCUGCCAGAAACAUUUUUUAAAUUUAAUUUGUAAGUAAAAUUAACGUCAAUUCGAUAGAGUUUAAUGUAGAACAAAAAAAAUCCGAACAUCUAACGUUAUAAAAGACUGAAGGAACAGUAGUAUCAAAAACUUUGUACGAGGUAAGAAUAUUUUUUUAGUUUAGACGAACAUACAGCCCACCCUACGGUAAGUGGCAACUGAAGGAAAUUAGGUUAAUGAAGGGUUUUUCUAAAGAUUUUUACUAUUUUUUUUUACAUCACCGUCGACGAUUUGUUCGCGGGCAUCAGUAAUCGAAUAGUUAACUUAAUAAAGCAGCUCUCAGUUCGUUUUACGUAGCAUCGACAUAUAAACGAUACAAUUAGAAUCAACAAUAGCGUUUCAAGAUUUUGUUUAAAUUGCUUCCAUUCCUCGAUCUCCAACGCCAACUCGUCAGGGCAUUUCCAGGUCCCGUACGUGAUUCUCCCAUCGGUUCCGCCUUCCAGGAACUCUUUCGGCGACUCGGAGUACAGUGGCGUCCUAGAAUGUACAGCAUCUUGAAGAUCUACCUUGUAGUACUUGAGUACCACGCAUUCACUCUCGCUCUGUCUCUUUCUAUGCCAUGUUAAACGUUUAGCGCAACCUUGUUGGAAGUCGCAUUAGAAGUUUCACUUCAACAAAAGAAGGCAAAGUUAGGUAAUCCAGGCGCUUAGUAACUAAAUUCGAUAUAAUAACUUCAGUGGGCCGCGUAAGGCACCGGUGACCUACACGGCAUUCAAUGGGUUAAAAUUAGUCUUUAAAAAAUUGCCUGAGAGACUGUUAGAGUAUUUUAAUUUUAACAAUCAAUGCUCGGAUGACGUAGACCACCUGUCCUGGUUUCCACCUGUCCUGGUGAAACUAGAAAGGCUUUUGGGCCACCAGUAAAAUUUCAAUCAUAAAAAAAGAAGGAAAUAUCUCUUUCUUUAUCUCUCUCUCUCUGGUAUAAAAUAGUCAGAAUGGAAUCACCAACGCAUGUUACUAUAAUCUAGAUUACAAAUUAAUUUUGUUUUGUAUUUAAAUUAAUUAAGAUUAUGUAGGCAAGGGUUUAUUUAAGUAAUUGAAAAUAAUAAGUAAUGUUUUUUUUUUUAGAUUUUACACGCACACGAUACGACAACAAAAAAUAUUUAGGAUUGUAAAAAAGAAAAUUGUUACUAAAUGAAUAUGUAAAUAAUGUAAAAAAAAAAUAUGAAAAAGAAACUAGUAUGUACAAAUUCUAAAAUACGAAUUGUUGCCAUUUUUAUUAUUAUUUUUUUUAUAAUAUAAAUUUAAUAAUUAUAAAAAUUAAAUUAGAAAACUAACAGAAAAAAGUCGAGCUUUAUUUCAAUGUGAAAUUAUAAACUAAUUGAUUUAAUCAAAAAUAGGUUUUUUUUUUAAUAUUCCAAAAAUUGUCUUCGAUGUUUUUGAUUUAUUUUGCUCUGAUGAAAUGAAAAUACAUAAUAAUAAUAAUAAUUGCUUCGGUUGAUGAGCGUGGUUACGGCACGCCUGUUGUUAAGUGGUUACCGGAGCCCGUGGACAUCAACAAAAUAAAUGCCGCCACCCAUCUUGAAACACGAAUUCUAUGUCUUAAUUUUAUAGUUAGUACAAUGACAGUCCCACCCUUCAGACUGAAACGCAUUACUGCUUCGUGGCAGACAUAGGCUGGACGUUAGUGCUGAUCCGUGCGAGCUCACAACACGCCCUAUCACCACUGUUUAUUUCUCUGCAAAUGGUCCUAAAAAUAAAAAAUAAACAAUGCUAAAUUUAUAUUUCGACAACAAACAGUUUUAUCUUAAAUUAAAAUCGACAAAAUGUUUGGUUUAUUUAAAUAGUUAUUCAGGGUACCUCUUGGAGCAGUAAAAUUUGUAAUGUAUUACAAACACAUCCUUUUUUUAAACUAUGAUAAAUGUGUUUUUUUUUAUUGCUUAGAUGGGUGGACGAACUCACGGCCCACCUGAUGUUAAGUGGUUACUGAAGCCCAUAGACAUCUACAACGUAAAUGCGCCACCCACUUUGAGAUAUAAGUUCUAAAGUCUCAGUAUAGUUACAACGGCUGCCCUACCUUUCAAACCGAAACGCAUUGCUGCUUCACGGCAGAAAUAGGCGGGGUGGUGGUACCUACCCGUGCGGACUCACAAGAGGUUCUAGCACCAGUAACUACGCAAAUUAUAAUUUUGCGGGUUUGAUUUUUAUUACACGAUGUUAUCCCUUCACCGUGGAAGUCAAUCGUGAACACCUGUUAAGUACGUAUUUCAUUAGAAAAAUUGGUACCCGUCUGCGGGAUUCGAACACCGUUGCAUCGCUCAACACGAAUGCACCGGACGUCUUAUCCUUUAGGCCACGACGACUUCAAACUAACUCGGGUGACCAUGAUUUAUCAUUCGAAUUUCGAUGAUUUAUUCUCGAAACUGCAUAAGCCUAUGUCUGUCUACUAAACAGUAAUCAAAUUCCGGAAAUUGUACAAGUAAAACAAAGGCAAGAUUAAACUUUAUAAAUGCACAAUAAUAAUUUUUAUUUACGCUAAAAAUAAUUUGUCGUUACGCUAAAACGCUAAUACUUAAUUAAUCAAUUUAAAGAGCCAUUUGUAAGUAUAUAAUAUGUUAUGUUUACAAUUUCGCAUUUCAUCAGAAAAGAUACAAAGUAUAUUUAUAUAUAUAUAAUUGUUAAACUGCAGUGUUGUUUGUAAUGUAAAUUGUAUUAAAUAGAAUAUAUUGAUUAUAUGUGAUAAUGAAAUAA
Messenger RNA from Bombyx mori (domestic silkworm), 6525 nucleotides. RefSeq names its product nephrin. Lineage: Eukaryota; Metazoa; Arthropoda; Insecta; Lepidoptera; Bombycidae. The record is from RefSeq and is a predicted model, not a curated record. The coding region runs from base 279 to 3179 and encodes 966 amino acids. The transcript is spliced from 22 exons. Gene Ontology annotation, molecular function: protein binding.